Molecule: messenger RNA, 3031 nt
Organism: Rhodofomes roseus
Lineage: Eukaryota; Fungi; Basidiomycota; Agaricomycetes; Polyporales; Fomitopsidaceae
Product: Nop14-like protein
Exons: 6
Coding region: 95-2827 (910 amino acids)
Biological process (GO): maturation of SSU-rRNA
Cellular component (GO): nucleolus; Noc4p-Nop14p complex; small-subunit processome
Source: RefSeq, a predicted model, not a curated record
GGCAUUCACUCAUAGCGCCUACUAACUUACUCACAGCACUUGCUAAGUGCUUGAACCCUCGUCGGGGACCCCUUCGCCCGCGUACAACAUCAAGAUGGCAAAGGGCUCGCAGCUUUCUCAGCUGAAGGCAGCCCUCAACCAGGCAGGCUUGUCCCGCCCACAACAAAAUGGCAAGAAGAGGAAGCGCACGGUUAUGGACGAGAAGGACAAGGAGAAGAAGGCCACAAAGCUCAACGAGAUCCACCAGAAGAUGAACCCCUUUGACGUGAAGGUCACGAAGCUGAAGCAUGACGUUGGCGGGCGCAAGAUCAUUGGCACUGUAGGCCGGCCCGCGCAGAGCAAGCAGGCAGGCAUGGAGCAGAGGAAGAAGACACUGUUGAAAGAACUCCAGGAGAAAAAUCGUGCAGGAGGCAUCGUCGAUCGCCGAUUCGGUGAGAACGACCCGACCAUGACACCGGAGGAACGCAUGCUGGAGCGGUUCACGCGCGAACACCAACGCACCUCGAAGGGCGCUGCAUUUAAUCUCGAAGACGAGGGCGAGCUCACGCACUAUGGCCAGAGCCUCUCAAAGCUCGACGAUUUUGACAAUGUCGGGCUCGGGCUGGAUGACGACGAAGAAGAAGACGGGGGUCAGAUUGACAGGUCGACGGUGCACAAGGCUCAUUUCGGAGGGUUUGGAGAUGAUGGAGAUAAUGAGGAAGAUAAUGAGGACGAGCCUGCGCGGAAGAAGACGAAGGCGGAGGUGAUGUCGGAAGUAAUAGCGAAGAGCAAAAUGCACAAAAUUGAACGACAAGCACAACAAGAGGAGGACGAGAACCUGCGACACGAGCUCGACCAAGAACUCGACUCCAUCCGUUCCCUGCUCUUCGCACCUGAGCCUUCCGCAUCCACGUCCAUAGCAGCCGUCCCGUCAGCAGAUGACACCACCCAACCUGCUGUCUCCGUACCUCGCACCGGCCGCGAGAUGGACCAGGACCAGGAAUACGACCAGUACGUGCGCGAGCUUGUCUUUGAGGCGCGCGCGAAGCCGAAGGAUCGCACGAAGUCGGAGGAGGAGCUCGCGCGAGAGGAGAAGGAGGCGCUCGAGCGCGCGGAGCGCAAGCGCAUCCGGAGAAUGAACGGCGAUCCCGAAGAGAGCGACGAGGAGGAGGGUGGUACGAAGGGAGCUGCGAAGGGCAAGCGCGCUAGGCAGAAAGGGGGCGAUGACCUCGAAGAUGACUUCUACGAAGAGGAUGGGCUCGCAGCGCUGGGAUCUGGACUCGGCGAAAGUGCUUUGCAAGAAGAUGAGGCGGACGAGGAGAUGCUCAAGGGCGACAGUGGCGCCGAGGACGAAGAGGAAGAUAGCGAAGAAGACGAGGACGAGGACGAGGAGGCAGCUUCAGACGAUUCUGGUGACAUUGAAGCCGAAGAAGGCGAGUCCGAAGCUCUAGUGGCCCCCGCCAGGAAGGCUGCUAGUCGGAAGGGUGCUUCUAAGGAAAUCCCAUUCACGUUUUCGUGUCCAUCAAGUCACGACGAGUUCCUGGAAAUUGUUGAGAACAUUGAUGACAAGGACGUGCCCACCGUCGUCCAGCGCAUACGGACGUUGCACCACCCAAGUCUCGCAGAAGACAACAAGUUCAAGCUGCAGGGCCUGACAAGCGUGCUCAUAGACCAUAUCCUAUACAUCACCUCGCCGCCGACACCACGCUUCACCUUGUUAUCAUCACUCGUGCCACAUCUUUACACCCUCACCAAGUCUUACCCCAUCCAGUCGGCAGCGCAUUUCGUCUCCAAGCUCAACUUAAUGCACAAAAACCUCAAGCGCGGUCUCUCCCAUGGCGCGACGGAGCUUGACGCGAAGACGUGGCCAGGCUUGCCCGAGCUUUCUCUAUUACGGGUCAUCAACCAGAUAUGGCCGACGAGCGACAAGAACCACCAUGUCGUCUCCGCUGCUCGGUUGUUGAUGGGCGCAUACCUUGGCCUCGGCCGGGUACGCUUGUUACGAGACCUGACGAGUGGCUUGUUCUUGUGCACGCUGUUCUUGCAGUACGAGCAACUCUCGAAACGGUUCGUGCCCGAGGCGAUCAACUUCCUAGCCAACGCCAUCCUGCAUCUUGCGCCACAUAAGUUCGCGGACAAGUCGACGGUGCCGGGAUACUUCCCGUGUCCUGACUUCGGUUCCGAACAUUGUCCUUCGUUCACUAUCAUCGGCAAGAAAGUCAAAGAUUUGACGCUUGAGUCGCCAUCGUUGUCUCAAUUGUUGAGCGGUGGUGAUCAUAGCGAGCAAGACAAGGCGAAUCUUUUCGGCUUGACACUGGACCUCAUUGGGCGGUUUGCGGACAUGUAUAAGGGCUUGGACGGCUUCAUCGAGCUGUACGAGCCAAUAUCGGAUCUGUUGGCGGGUGUGAAGUUGAAUGGCCUUCCAUCAGCCUUUUCUGCACGGCUGACGUCUCUCCAAGGCACGCUCGGUAGACUAUUGAAAUUCUCCCGGCAAGCACGACGUCCGCUCACUUUACAGUCGCACAAACCCAUCCCUAUCCCGACGUUUGUACCCAAGUUCGAGCAGUCUUCCUCGAACUACCUCAAGAAUCACGACCCUGAUCACGAGCGUAAUGAGGCUGCGAAGUUGCGUAGGCAGUACAAGGAGGAGAGGAAGGGUGCGAUCAGGGAGCUGCGGAAGGACGGGCGGUUCCUGGCGGCCGAGCAGCAGAAGCAGCAGAAGGAGAAGGAUAAGGCGUAUAAUGAUCGGAUGCGGAGGGUGUUUGGGUCGCUCGAGUCGGAGAGGGCAGAGGAGAAGGCGAUGGAGCGAGAGAAGGCAAAGGAUAAAAAGCGGGCCGGUCGGAAGUGAUGUGCUUACCUUUCAUUGUCCUCUUCUGCAUGUGUUGUGCUCAUUUCGUGAUCCUGCAAUACUUAAGUACUUGAGGAUAGUAUUACGCAGCCCGGAGGCCUUCAGACUUCGCAAUAGGACAGCGUUGGGACAGCGUUAGCCACGCUUUGCGAUCACGUGUGCGCGUUGUGGCGACGCGUUCAAUAUGAACGCGUUUGUUCGAAC